UGUGAGCUGUUUUGUUUUGGUUCUCUUCAGCCGGAUUCCUGAAUUUAUUGAAGGAUUCAUUGGACUGUCUAAAGCAUCUCUCCUCAUUUUGAAAUCAUUAUUCGCCCCAACGUUUGCAGCAUCCUCGCUCGCUGACGGUGGAGGCGGGUUUCUUCUGUCCCUGAGAGGAUUACGAGCAUGUGUUAGAAAGAGCGUGUGUGUGUGAGAAGUAGAGAGAGAGAGAGAGAGAGAGAGAGAGAGAGAGAGAGAGAGAGAGAGAGAGAGAGAGAGGAACACGCAAGAAGACGAGAGACGGAGUAUAUUCGUGCAUGUGACCGUGGGGAAAGGAUGGCUCUGUGGCUGUGAGCUGUCUCGGCUCUCACAGGACAUACUCGCAUAAUAAGGAACGAAAGACUGACUUACAGACAAACUCCACUCACAAGAGAAUAUUGUUCUCGUUGCGUUUCUCCCAGAGGCUUAACCAAACAGGAUUUCCGUGAUGCCGGCUGAAGUGAAGCAGCUGGACCUUCAGUGGCAGAAGCAGCAAACAGGACAACGGGAGCCAGAGCAGUGACAGGGGGAAGUCAAACACAUGUCUUUCCUGCCCUGCCCAUGGCCGCAGCCCGGAGACCCUGCAUGAACUGAUCUCUUGGCAAAGGUUCCCAGUGCCUUUCCCUGGAGAGACCACAUUGCUGACUCGCAGCCAGAAAACAGAGCAGAGCCCCAGUAACCAGACAUCCAUGAUGCAGGAGCCCCAGGAGGUUGUGGAGGAGACUGUAACUAUAGAGGAAGACCCCGGCACACCCACCUCUCGUGUUUCUGUGGUUACCUCAGAGGAUGGAACUACACGCCGCACAGAGACAAAGGACAAUGUGACUAAUAUGAAGGUGACCAAAGUGGUUAAAACCAUCACACGACGAACCUUCCAGCCAGUGGUCCUGAGCCAGUCCAAACCAUCUACUCCCAUUCCUCCAUCUACUACAUCUGAAACAAAACCAGUCACUAAGAUGGUCAAGACAGUGACAACACGGACAGUUCGACAGGUACCAAUGGGUCCCGACGGACUUCCUCUUCCAGAGGGCUCAUCUCCACUGGGGAGCUACACCGACUCCAUUGAUCGGCGCUACAUGAAGAACGGCGAGCGCUUCAUCACACCCCAGGCCACUUCCACCCUCACACGCUCUUACAACAAUUACAGCGACUCCUACAAUGACACUCCAGACAGUCAGUUUCGCCAUUAUGGCCUUCACGAUGGAUAUGGAGACAUGCCCGAGAACUACGGAAGUCUCUCACGCGGAGUCAACUACAGGCCCUAUAGGCCGUACAUGCCCACCGGUGGAUACCGGCCGGAGAAUAGCUACACUCUCCCCAUCCGCAAGGAAGACUAUGGCCAUGUGGCCCAGCCUCAAGUCCCUAUGGGAAGUAGCACCGUGGAUCUUAAUCGUUCUCAGCCUGAGCGCUUCCAACCUGAACCCUAUGGCCUGGAAGACGACCGCCGCAGUCUCGGCCCAGAUGACGAAGAGGCGUACGACCUAGAGCCUGAUUAUUCUACGGCUAACCGCCGCACGCUGCCCGGACGUACCAUUCGAGAGCCGCUACGCAAUGGCCCCCGUGUGAGAGGCUACGAGGACCCCAUAGAGGCUGAAUUAAUCGACGAAAGACACCCCUACAUCCAUGGCAUGUAUCCGGCACCUCUUGCCCAACCCGAGAGGGGCAGCAUGGCCAGUCUUGACCGCAUGGGGGGCCGUCGCUCCCCCUCGAUUGACAGCAUCCGCAAAGAUCCGCGCUGGAGGGACCCCGACUUGCCUGAGGUCAUCGCCAUGCUAGGUCACCCCAUCGAUCCGGUCAAGUCCAACGCCGCCGCCUACCUGCAGCAUCUCUGCUAUGAGAACGACAAGAUAAAGAAGGACGUCAGGCAGCUGAAGGGGAUCCCAGUGCUGGUGAGCUUGCUGGACCACCCUAAAGCUGAAGUUCAUCGCAAGGCCUGUGGAGCUCUGAGAAACAUCUCCUAUGGCAAGGACCACGAUAACAAGGUAGCCAUCAAGAGCUGUGAUGGGAUUCCUGCUCUCAUCCGCCUGCUGAGGAAAACCAAUGACAUGGAAGUUCGGGAACUCAUCACAGGAACACUUUGGAACUUGUCCUCCUAUGAGCCACUGAAGAUGGUGAUAAUUAACCACGGGCUUCAGACGAUGACUAAUGAGGUCAUCAUCCCUCAUUCGGGCUGGGAAUACGAGCCGAACGAGGACUCAAAGCCACGAGAUGCCGAGUGGACCACCGUCUUCAAGAACACAUCUGGAUGUCUUAGGAAUGUGAGCUCAGACGGUGCAGAGGCUCGCAGACGUUUGAGAGAGUGUGAGGGGCUGGUGGAUGCCUUGCUGCAUGCUCUGCUGUCUGCUGUGGGAAAGAAGGACAUGGACAACAAGUCUGUGGAGAAUUGUGUUUGCAUCAUGAGGAACCUGUCUUACCACGUGCACAAGGAGAUUCCAGGGGCUGAGAAGUUCCAGGACCCCUCGGCUCUUCAGGGGCCCGGCUCUGCUGGCACUCAGAGGAAGAAGAAAGAUGACGCAGGCUGCUUCGGUGGAAAGAAGGCCAAAGAGGAAUGGUUUAAUCAAGGGAGGAAAAACGGAGAGCAUGACAAAAACUAUGACACGUUGGACCUACCCAAGCGCACAGAACCCACUAAAGGUUUUGAGUUACUGUAUCAGCCGGAGGUGGUCCGACUCUACCUGUCUCUGCUGACAGAAAGCCAGAACUAUAACACGCUAGAAGCAGCAGCCGGGGCUUUACAGAACCUCAGCGCUGGACAGUGGACAUGGUCAAACUAUAUCCGGGCGACAGUGCGCAAGGAGAAGGGGCUGCCAAUCCUCGUGGAGCUCUUGCGCUCAGACUCAGACAAGGUGGUGCGAGCUGUGGCCAUCGCUCUGAGGAACCUGUCCAUCGACCGCCGCAACAAAGACCUGAUAGGGAGUUACGCCAUGAGGGACUUGGUCAGCAACCUGCCCAGCGGACAGCAGCGGCCAGCCAAGAACCUGGAGGAGGACACAGUGGUGGCCAUCCUCAACACCAUCCAUGAAAUCAUCACUGACAGCUCUGAGAACGCCCGCUCUCUCAUUACUGCGCAAGCAAUCGACAAACUUGUGGCCAUCAACAGGACCAGCCAGUCAGCAAGGGAGACCAAAGCUGCUUCCCAUGUACUACAGACGGUUUGGAGCUAUAAGGAGCUGAGAAAUGGCCUGACCAAGGAUGGCUGGAAUAAAACCCACUUCCAGCCGACAGCAACUGGCACCCCCAAAGGAUCCAAGAGCUGCAAACCUGGCUACGACGACACUACACUUCCCUUGAUGGAGAAGAAUCAAGAAUGCUUGAUCUUUCACCCCCACUUCUCAGCUGGCAACAGAGGGUGUAGCGGUGGGGAUAUGAUACCUAUGGACGAACUCGGUCCAGAUGGCUAUUCGACGAUUGACCAGCGAGACAAAGACUCCAAGUACAAAAGCAGCGACGGCUCGUCGGAUCUGCAGGAGCGGGAGCCGUUAAAGAAUGACACAAAUAGGAAACACUAUAUCAGGAGCAACAGGCCGACUGUCAGUCUGGUGGAUGCUUGUGAUGUUAAACCUCAGCCUGUUGACUCCUGGGUCUAAAUGCAUGCAUGGCUUAGCUCGCGACAGCGCUACAUGUUACCACACAAGGAUUUCACGAGUCACCACUGCCAUUAACCGCAGAGCUCACCCUGAUGUGGACUCAUCUGAAGACUUUUGCCUAAAAGAGCGAGAGAUACAAACUUUCAUUCAACAGCCAGUAUUUUCAGAUUUCUCAACAAGUGAAAAGGAAAAAAAAAACUGUUUAAAAAAAUA
Rhinichthys klamathensis goyatoka is the source of this 3830-nucleotide messenger RNA. It is a transcript of the gene arvcfb, whose product is annotated as ARVCF delta catenin family member b. Lineage: Eukaryota; Metazoa; Chordata; Actinopteri; Cypriniformes; Leuciscidae. The transcript is spliced from 22 exons. Gene Ontology annotation, molecular function: cadherin binding. Bases 720 to 3617 code for a protein of 965 amino acids. Gene Ontology annotation, biological process: cell-cell adhesion; cell-cell junction assembly. The record is from RefSeq and is a predicted model, not a curated record. Gene Ontology annotation, cellular component: nucleus; plasma membrane; adherens junction.